AUGGUUAGUUCUAAAGUAAUUGAUUUAGAUGCUGAGGAGGUUAAGAAAAGUUCUAGAAUCAUUGAUGGAUCCGCUCGGUUUAUCACUGGUUGUAUUUCUGAUGCCGAAGUUGCCGAGCAGAAAUGCUCAUAUAAGGAAAUUUUUCGUCGAAAACUUCGAGAUGUAGUUGGUGGGCGAUCAGACUUUUCCUUCAAGGAUCCUCCUAGACCAAGUGGAUCUAAAAAAAUUGCAUUUUACCCACAAUGUGACCAUCAAAAAGGCACUUCCAAAACAAUGUCGGUCUCAUUUCUUAGAGCACAUCAUAUUAUUGGAAAUGCCUUGCAAGCGAUAUUUAAAGUUAACUGUGAAUUAUGUCGAGGAGAAAUUGUACAAAAUAAUAGGUCGAAUGAACCUAAUCCUGUUGAGAAUAAGAAUGCCAAUCAAAUUGACUUAUUUCAUCAAGUUUUCCAAACAGUUAGAGAUAAAUUAAAUGCUGCUCUUAAUACAAUUGAAGAAGAAUGCCGUGCCUCACCAAAUCCUGUAGUUUAUCUCCAUGCAAACAUGGCAAAAUUUGGUUUAGAAACCAAUAUUGCUCUCAUUAAUUCUAUAAACGCCAUACAAGUAGUUAAUUCAUCACUGCCAUCAUCUGCUGAUCCAUCAAUCUCUCCGUUUGUCAAUCGAGCAAUUCCGCCGUUGGUGGAUCCAUCAACUUCAUCUAUUCAAGAUGUAUCAUCUGCAGCGUCCACAGUCACACCAAUUAUAUCAACUUCGCCGUCCUCAUCAUAUUCAGUCACGACCUCUUCAGCAUCCUCGUCAUCUCGAUUAUCCUUUUCUUCCAUAACACCAUCAUUAGUGUUUGGGUCAAGUCCAUUGUCAAAAACUGAUGCAAGUGCUGAAAAGUUAUUAAUUAAGGCUGGAGGUAACCUUAUAUACCAAGAAACUCCAAAAUCAAGUGGAAAACGUUCAGCUCGUGCAGUACUUCUUCAAAAGUUCCAAGCAUCCAAUAUUGCAAAAAAGAAUCGUCAAUUUUAA
This is a messenger RNA of Chironomus riparius, 1011 nucleotides long. NCBI's taxonomy places the organism in Eukaryota, Metazoa, Arthropoda, Insecta, Diptera, Chironomidae. The record is from the annotation of a GenBank genome assembly.